AUGGCGUCUGAUUCGAUCCACGAGAUAGACCAGGAGAAGGCGGAGCAGCUCGGAAAGGUCGAGGGGACCAACAACGAGUUGACGCCGACCAUCUCCUUUACGGAAGCGGAUGAGAAGAGGCUCAAAUGGAAGCAGGAUCGCACCAUCAUCCCGCUGUCGGCCGCCAUCUACUUCUUGUGUUAUCUCGACCGCUCUAAUAUUGGGAACGCUCGUAUUUUGAACAUGGCAACCGGCAAUGACAUGCAGACGGAGACGCACUCAACCCAGGACCAGUUCAACGUCGCGCUGAUGAUCUUCCUCAUCGCGUACGCCCUCUUCGAGGUGCCCAGCAACAUCCUCCUCAAGAAGCUGCGCCCGUCCCGCUGGCUGGCCUUCCUCAUGUUCUCUUGGGGCGCCACCACGAUUGGGCUUGGAGGCGUGAGCUCCCCAGCUGCCAUCACCGGCGUGCGCUUCCUCCUGGGCGUGUGCGAGGCCGGCCUGUUCCCGGGGCUGGUCUACUACCUGACCUUCUGGUAUAAGUCGGACGAGCGCAGCAUCCGCGUGGCCCUGAUCCUCGCCAGCGCGACGCUCGCGGGCGCGUUCGGCGGCGCCAUCGCCUACGGCAUCGGGCACAUGAACCAGGUGGGCGGCCUGUCGGCGUGGCGCUGGUUGUUCAUCAUCGAGGGCGCGCCGUCGUGCCUGUCGGCCGUGUUCGUCUGGUUCGUCCUGCCCGACUACCCCGAGGAGUGGCUCCAGGGGCGGGACAGGGAGAUCGCGUUGUACCGCCUGCGCGUCGAGGGCAGCAAGAGCGGCCACAGCAGCAUGACCUGGCGGGAUGCUAGGGCCACGCUCGUUGACUGGAGGCUGUACGGGCACUACCUCAUCUACUUUGGCGUGUCCGUGCCCUUCAGCUCGCUGUCGCUGUUCACGCCGUCCAUCACCUCUGGCCUGGGGUAUAAGGACCUGACGGCGCAGCUGAUGACCGUCCCGCCUUACGCGGUGGCGUAUGUGGUCCAGAUCCUCGUCUCCUGGUCUGCGGAUCACUUCAACGCCCGUGGCUAUCACAGCGCCGCGCUCGCCUUCAUUGGCGCUCUCGGGUUCGUGGUAUCUGCGGCCCUGCCCCCGACGGACUACGCCAGCCGAUACGGAUGUCUCAUCAUGGCGUCUGCCGGGGCCUUCUCUUGUAUCCCGCCCAUGCUCGGGUGGUUGACCUCGAAUGUCUACUCCACGGCUUCCGUGGGGCUGGCUAUUGCGUUGAACGUCAGCUUCGGCGCCGGGAUUGGGCAGAUCCCCGGCGUGUGGAUAUACAAGGCCGAGGAGAAGCUGACUGGCUAUCCCACCGGGCACUGGACGAAUGCGGCCAUGUUGUUCGUCGUUGCGGCCGGGAGCCUUUUGAUGAGGUUCUUCUACGGGUGGAAGAAUAAGAAGCUGAUUUUGGAGAGCGGUGGACAGGAGCUCUCAUACUCGGCGCCAUUGUUGCCGUGGCGGUCAGAGAAUCCGCCGCCUCCCACUACGACGGCAAAGCCGCCCAACCCCAAUGCGUCGCCUCCACGUUCGAGGCGCUACGGCGAGGGGGCGGCCAACAUUGCGUACCCGACCAACCCGACGGCCCUGCCAGAGCUGUGCGCCGUGACCGUCCGCGUGGCGUCGUCGCCGAGCUCCAGCUACCGCUUCGGGCUCUUCCUGCCCACGUCGGGCGGGUGGAACUCCAAGUUCCUCGCCGUGGGCAACGGCGGGUUCGCGGGCGGCAUCAACUGGCUCGACAUGGGCUCGGGCCCGCGCUACGGCUUCGCCACCGUGUCGACGGACACGGGCCACAUCUCGACGCCGGGGGACCUGACGUGGGCGUUGCAGGACCCCGAGAGCCAGACCGACUGGGGCUGGCGGGCCAUGCACGGCACCGUCCAGCUGGGGAAGCGCCUGACCGAGGCGUACUACGGGGAGCGGAUCGCGUACUCGUACUACAGCGGCUGCUCCACCGGCGGGCGGCAGGGCCUGAAGGAGGUGCAGAUCUCGCCCGACAGCUUCGACGGCGUCCUGGUCGGCGCCCCGGCGUGGUACACCAGCCACCUCAACACGUGGGUCACGUGGCUGGCCAAGAACAACCUGCCCUUUGACAACCCCAAGCACAUCCCCUACACGCUCUUCCCGGCCAUCGGCGACGAGGUGGUCCGGCAGUGCGACACGGCCGACGGGGUGGCGGACGGCAUCGUCAGCGCGCCGGAGCUGUGCAAGUUCGACUUCUCGAGGAUCCAGUGCGGCCGGGCCGGGGUGAGCCGAUCGAAGUGCCUGACGGCGGCGCAAAUCGCCACGGCCAAGACCAUCUACGGCGACUACCGGGCGGGCAACGGCACGUGGCUGUACGCGGGGAUGAGCCUCGGGUCCGAGGACCAGUGGCGCAUCCUGCUGGGCGGUGACGAGCCCAGCCCGUUCGGGCUCGCGUACGAGCGCUUCUUCCUCUUCGGGGACCCGGGAUGGGACUGGCACAACUACAACGACAGCGUUGUCGACGUCGCCGCCCGCCGAGACCCGGGAGGUUGCACCGCCGCCGACUACGGCGCUGUCGCGGACUUCCGCGACCGCGGCGGGAAGCUGAUAAUGUACCACGGCGCUGCGGACGGGCUGCUGCCGGCGAGGGGGUCGACGUAUUACUAUGAGCAGACGGCUGAGGUGCUGGGCGACAACAGCAGCAGCAGCAACGGUGGUGGUGGUGGUGGUGGUGCAGAGGACGACUUCCUCCGCUACUUCGUCGUGCCCGGGAUGCAGCACUGCUGGGGCUCGGCGGUGGACGCGCCGUGGAGCUUCGGGACAGCGCUGCAGGCCGGGGCGAUGGGGACGUCGCAGUGGUCGGUGCCCGGGUUCCGGGACGAGGACCACGACGCGUUACUGGCGCUGCAGGCGUGGGUGGAGCGCGGGAGGGCCGUCGAUAGGCUCAUCGCCACGACGUGGAGGAGCUCCAUGAACCCGGCGUCGGGGGUCCUCAGGCAGAGGCCCGUCUGUCCGUACCCGCGGAAGGCGGUGUAUGAUGGGGAGGGGGACGUCGACGACGCUGAUAGUUGGGCUUGUGGGUCGUGA
This is a messenger RNA of Phialemonium atrogriseum, 3054 nucleotides long. Its product is annotated as tannase and feruloyl esterase-domain-containing protein. The record is from RefSeq and is a predicted model, not a curated record. Gene Ontology annotation, biological process: transmembrane transport. The transcript has 5 exons. Gene Ontology annotation, molecular function: transmembrane transporter activity. Bases 1 to 3054 code for a protein of 1017 amino acids. Lineage: Eukaryota; Fungi; Ascomycota; Sordariomycetes; Cephalothecales; Cephalothecaceae.